AUGAGGAGCGUGCUGGCAGCCUCGCGGCCGAUGCUGGCCGAGCGGCCGGCGGCAGCGGCGGUCGGCAGCGGCAGGGCGGUGUUGUUGCGAGCGUCGCCGCUGGCCAGGCGGCCGGACAGGAGGGGCGCGGGGCCGGUGCUGGCCGGGCGUGGAUUUUCGGAGCUGCUGAAGCUGAAGCAGGAGGAGUCUGCCGUGGCCCCCAGCAGGGUAUUGAAGCCUGGCAUUGUGUCCCAACGCCUGACAGUGCCCCCGCACAUCCCGCGACCGCCGUACGCCGACACUGGGAAAGUUAGAGAGUUUGAGGAGAGGCCCGAGAUCCAUGAUGAGGAGGGCAUUCAGAAAAUGAGGGAGGCUGGCAGGCUGGCUGCAGAAACUUUGGAGUAUGCCGGGAGCCUUGUGAAGCCAGGCGUCAAGACAGACACCAUCGACAAGGCUGUGCACGAGUUCGUGAUUGACCAUGGGGCAUACCCCUCACCUCUCAACUACAAGGGAUUCCCCAAAAGUGUGUGCACAUCCGUGAAUGAGUGCAUUUGCCACGGAAUACCUGACUCCCGAGAGCUUGAAGAUGGGGACAUCUUGAACAUAGACGUCACAGUGUACCUGAAUGGGUAUCAUGGUGACACAUCUAAAAUGUGGUAUGUAGGUGACGUGAGCAGCGAGGCAAAACGUCUAUGCGAAGUGACAGAGCAAGCCAGGGAUGAAGCAAUCAGCAUCUGUGGACCAGGCGUGCCCUUCAAGAACAUUGGGCUUGUGAUUUCUGACAUCGCACGGAAAAAUGGGUUCCUAGUUGACAAGACUUUUGUGGGUCAUGGUGUGGGCCGGGUAUUCCAUGCAGGACCAUACGUCCUUCACCACAGGAAUCAAGAACCUGGGAAGAUGAGGGCUGGCCAGACGUUCACGAUAGAACCCAUUCUAUGUGCAGGGCAACCAAGCUACAAAACUUGGAAGGACGAUUGGACGGUGGUGGACACGAAGGGCAACCUGUCAGCGCAAUAUGAGCACACCCUGCUUGUGACACAGGACGGUGUGGAAAUUCUCACCGCCUUGUGA
Molecule: messenger RNA, 1050 nt
Organism: Ostreobium quekettii
Lineage: Eukaryota; Viridiplantae; Chlorophyta; Ulvophyceae; Bryopsidales; Ostreobiaceae
Source: the annotation of a GenBank genome assembly